AUGGUUCUUUCGUUAGAAGAAGUUGCAAAACAUAACAAGAAAGACGAUUGCUGGGUGAUAAUACACGACAAGGCCUAUGACUUGUCGGACUUUCUAGAUGAGCAUCCAGGUGGACCAGCUAUUAUCUUGAAGUACGCGGGGAAGGACGCGACAACGGCAUUUGAUCCUAUACACCCCGGGGACACAUUAAAGAAAUAUUUGGCACCCGAGUACCACAAGGGGGAGGUUGAAAAGAGGAAAGCUCAGCCAAAGAAGAAGGUGAUCAAGAAACCGCUGCAGCCAACGCCGGAAGAAACCAAAUCGCAAGGCGCAGGCAGCGGAAACGGAAACGUUGUCGAUGAGUAUGACGUGGAGUACGACGAACAAGACGACAAGGAGCCAAUCCCUGUACCUAGCAGCGGGGGCGCUGCAGCAAGCGAAGAGGUUCUCUUGGAUGAGGAUGGAGAGCCAUUGUCAAAGGAAGAAGUUGCUCGCUUGAAACGUAUCGAGAACAAGCCCGACUUGAGUCAAAUGUACAACUUGAACGAUUUCGAAUUCGUUGCCAGACACACCAUGGAGAAAACCGCUUGGGGCUAUUACUCCUCGGGCUGUGAGGAUGAAAUCUCCAUGAGGGAAAACCACUUGGCGUACCACCGCGUCUUUUUCAGGCCUAGAGUCAUGGUGGACGUGAGAAACGUUGAUUUUUCAACCACCAUGUUGGGCACCAAGACAUCGGUACCGUUCUACGUUACCGCUACCGCGUUGGGAAGAUUGGGACACCCCGAUGGUGAAAAAGUCUUGACUCGAGCAUGCGCCAGAGAAGACGUGAUCCAAAUGAUCCCCACCUUGGCCUCGUGUUCAUUUGACGAGAUUGUCGACCAGGCAACCGAUAAACAAACCCAAUGGUUCCAAUUGUACGUCAAUGCAAAUAAGGAAAUCACCAAACAGCUUGUACAACACGCCGAAGCUAGAGGAUGCAAGGGUUUGUUCAUCACCGUUGAUGCACCGCAAUUGGGCAGAAGAGAAAAAGAUAUGAGAACCAAGGAAUUUGAAGGCGUGAGCCACGUUCAAGGCGACGAAGACGAAGAAAACGCCGUGCGCAACCAAGGUGCCGCUCGCGCCAUCUCAACUUUUAUCGACGCCGGCUUGAACUGGAACGACUUGAAAUUUUUCAAGUCCAUCACCAAGUUGCCCAUCAUUAUCAAAGGUGUGCAAUGUGUCGAGGACGCGCUCAAGGCCGCGGAAUUGGGAUGCCAAGGUAUCGUCUUGUCCAACCACGGGGGCCGUCAGCUCGAGUUCUCGCCUGCGCCAAUCGAGAUCUUGAUUGAAUUGAUGCCCAUCUUGAGAGCACGCGGCAUCGACCAAAGCUUUGAAGUUUUCGUUGAUGGUGGAGUGAGAAGAGCCAGCGAUAUCUUGAAAGCCAUCGCCUUGGGUGCCAAAGGUGUCGGUAUCGGCCGACCAUUCUUGUACGCCAUGUCCACUUAUGGAGACAACGGUGUAGUUAGAGCCAUGCAAAUCUUGAAAGACGAAUUGGAAAUGAAUAUGAGAUUUUUGGGCGUGACCAGCUUGGACCAGUUGACUCCCGAUUACGUUGACGUUCGGAAUUUUGGAAACAGGUUUGUUCCCGAGGACAAGUUGUUUAGAGAAGUGUACCAACCUAUGAUUAGUCCACCUUUCAAAGAUGCAAAGUUAUAG
This is a messenger RNA of Lodderomyces beijingensis, 1674 nucleotides long. The record is from the annotation of a GenBank genome assembly. Lineage: Eukaryota; Fungi; Ascomycota; Pichiomycetes; Serinales; Debaryomycetaceae.